AUGCGCCUCUUCCUCCCCUUCCUCGCUCUAGCGGCGACGCUGGGUGCGCUCUCUGCGCCGCUCGAUGAGCCUUCUGCGCUGCUCCUCGAGCGUGGUGGCCACCUCGGUGGUGAUAUCCUUGCACCCAACUCCACCGGUGGCGUAUGGACACGCGGCUUCGCCAAGGCCCGCGAGCUGGUCGAGCAGAUGACCAUCGAGGAGAAAGUGAACGUCACAUCUGGAUACACGGGCUUUUGUGUUGGCUACACUGGUGAAGUUCCACGCCUCGGCGUAAAGCCUUUGUGCAUGGCAGACGGCCCAAGCUCGGUUCGCCCCAGUCGUGGCGUGAGCCAGUUCCCGGCCGCCAUCACAGCCGGUGCUACAUGGUCUCGCCGUCUCAUCAGCGCCCGUGCCAAGGCCAUGGCUCAGGAGUUCAAGGAUCGUGGCGUCAACAUUGCCUUGAGCCCCGUCACGGGCUCUCCGCUCGGCCGUUCACCACUCGGAGGCAGGGACUGGGAAAACUGGUCUGCCGACUCCUACCUCUCGAGCAUCGCAAGCUUCAUCACUGUGCGCGACAUGCAGGCCAAUGGUCUGGCCUGCACAGCCAAGCAUUGGCUAGGUAACGAGCAGGAGACUCGUCGUCGCCCCUUUAAUAGGAGUGAGGAUAACGACUUCACGAAGGCGCCGAUCGGGCAGAGUGUGGAUUCGCGUCUCGACGACCGCACCACGCACGAACUCUACGCACUCUCCUUCGCCGAGGCUGUUCGCGCUGGCACGGCUUUCAUCAUGUCCAGCUACAACCGUCUCAACGGGACGCAGGCGUCUGCCGAUGCUUUGAGUCAGAACUACAUCUUGAAGGACAUGCUCAACUUCCACGGCUCGGUGAUGAGCGACUGGGGCGGAACUCACUCGAACGACGCGUACAACGGAGGCAUGGACAUUUCCAUGCCGGGCAACUCGUAUGGUGGCCUGUUCGGGAACUUCGGGGGGGCUAGCCUCCUCGCCGACAUCAAAGCGGGCAGAGUCCCCGAGUGGCGCAUCCAUGACGCGGCGAUUCGCACUCUCGCCCCCAUCCUCGAGCUCCAAGGGGACCAGCAGUGGCCCGAAGUCUCUUUCGACGUGCGCGACACCACUCGAUCGCUUUACCCGAGCGUGCGCAAGCCCGAAACGGCCGACCUCAUCCGUGAGAUCGGCGAAGAGGCGGUGGUGCUCCUACACAACAACCGCUCCGCCGGCCUCGGUCUGCCGCUCAAGCCGCGUCAUGUCCUUCGAAGCCUCGCCCUGCUCGGCGAAGGCGCGUUCGACAAGCCCACUGGAUGGACCUCUUGCGGCCAAGGCGGCGGCUCGUGCUCGGAGUACUCGAAGAAUGGCACGCUCACCAUGGGAGGAGGCUCCGGGUGGGGCAUUCCCAGCUACAUCCUCUCCGGUGCAGCCGUGAUGCAGCACGAAGCUCGCCGUGGAGCCUUCGACAUCAACUUGGACGCUUCGGACGGCUACAUGAACCUCAGCAACUUCCGCAUGCAGGCGCGUGCUUCGGAAGCGGCCCUCGUCUUCGUCAACGCCUGGUCUACGGAGGGCAAUGACAGGCCGAACAUCACGCUCUUCGGUGGAGGCGACCGACUUGUCAAGGCGGCUGCGAGUGAGUGCAACAACACGAUCGUGGUGAUCAACUCGGGCGGCGUCGUUCUCGUUGAGGACUGGAUCAAGCACGAGAACGUCACGGCCGUCCUCUAUGCGGGUUUUCCCGGCCAAGAAGGCGCUGGCGCCCUCCCAGCCAUUCUCUUCGGCGACAAAUCACCGAGCGGCAAGCUUCCGUUCACUUGGGGUCGCAGCCUCGACCAGUACCUGCCCAACUCGAUCGCGCGCGUGCCUGACAUCGCUCCGGUCGCCAACUUCGACGAGGGAACGCUCGGCGGCGACUGGCACUGGUUCGAGUACAAGAACGCAACUCCUCGCUACGCCUUCGGCCACGGUCUGUCUUCUGACGCUCCGCAAGACACGACUUUCGAGAUCAGCGGCGUCACUGUCCUGCUGCAGCCCGGCGAGACGCAGACGGUCACGUUCCCGCUGCGCCGCAAGGACCUCAGCGUCUGGAGCACCGAUAACCAGAAUUGGAUGCUCCUCUCCGGCGACUACCACUUCGGCGUCGGCGGCAGCAGCGACAAUGCGCCCGUCGCCGCGAGCUUCUCGUUCUGA
Tilletiopsis washingtonensis is the source of this 2175-nucleotide messenger RNA. Its product is annotated as glycoside hydrolase. Gene Ontology annotation, biological process: glucan catabolic process. Gene Ontology annotation, molecular function: beta-glucosidase activity. The transcript is spliced from 11 exons. NCBI's taxonomy places the organism in Eukaryota, Fungi, Basidiomycota, Exobasidiomycetes, Entylomatales. Bases 1 to 2175 code for a protein of 724 amino acids. The record is from RefSeq and is a predicted model, not a curated record.